Argiope bruennichi is the source of this 6470-nucleotide messenger RNA. Its product is annotated as ecdysone receptor-like. Gene Ontology annotation, molecular function: nuclear receptor activity; ecdysone binding; zinc ion binding. Gene Ontology annotation, cellular component: nucleus. The coding region runs from base 555 to 2165 and encodes 536 amino acids. Lineage: Eukaryota; Metazoa; Arthropoda; Arachnida; Araneae; Araneidae. The record is from RefSeq and is a predicted model, not a curated record. The transcript has 10 exons. Gene Ontology annotation, biological process: cell differentiation; ecdysone receptor signaling pathway; positive regulation of transcription by RNA polymerase II.
CAAAUGCUCUGUUACUGAAUAUCGCUCACGGGCAACUUUUUCUAAUUGAUUAUUCUGUCGCAUUUUCGUGCGACCAGACUGGUCUCGAUAUAUAUAUAUUUUUCUUAGUGUACCAGUUUUUUUAUUACUCAUCGAUUGCUGUUACUAUUGCCACAAAACAUAGAAAAUUUGGCGGCAAAAACUUAAGGGUUGACAGUUGUCAAAAAGUUAAAACUGUUGUGACCGUUAUCACGUGUCUUCUCACGCUGUUGGCAAGGAAUCUUCUUGCCUUCGCCGGCUAAUUUUUGGAAUACUGCACAGUUUUGAGAAAUCUGUUGAUGAUUAUUUCUGAAUAAACAGAGGAUAUUUUGGUGUUUAUUUACUUUGCAGCUGCCCCAUUUGUUGGUUUUAGGUAUCCGAAGGAAGGCCGAUUUGGGAGCUGUUAUCGGUACCCUUAUAGUCCUCCUCCUCCUCCUAUCCCAUAUGAUGACGGGAUUGUUCCGCUGACCCUCAGCUCCUUGCGUCUAGUAGUUAUGCUGUUUCUAUUUAAGAAGUUCUGCGAUUCUUGAUUAUUGAUGAAAAUGAAUAUGAUGAUGGAAGAAGUUGUGGGGCGUUUGCUGACCAAGACUGGGACGAUGUCAUCGUCCAUGACCAGUUUUCCGGGGCGCACGUGGGACAUCCACCGCCCCCUGCCUUCACCCCCGCAGAUGGGCGAGACAAAAGCCUAUAAUCUGAAAAUGCUGCGGGAUCCCAGUCCGGCGGGGGGCGCCUUAGCAGGUCAGGCCAGCCCUCCAGCUCUCAGCCCCAACUUACCCAGCAUAGUGAAGAUGGAGCCACGACUACCCAGCCCCUGCAACGGCGACACAUUCUCACCUAACAAGCGGGCGAAGUUGGAAGAUGGCACGUGGAUCCCUUCUCCCUCCCAGAUGUCCAUCGACUCAUCCGUGUCACCGCCCCCACUCGUCAAUGGUCAUUCUCCCACCUCCAGCUACGACGCCUACAGCUCAUCCAAAGACAAAGAUGAACUCAGUCCCCCUAACAGUGUUAUGAAUGGCUGUUACGACUAUGACAAGAAAAAGAAAGGUCCCACUCCCAGGCAACAGGAAGAACUGUGCCUCGUUUGCGGAGACAGAGCUUCGGGCUACCACUACAAUGCCCUCACCUGCGAAGGGUGCAAAGGUUUCUUCCGGCGGAGCAUUACCAAGAAUGCAGUGUACCAGUGCAAAUAUGGCAAUAACUGUGAGAUUGAUAUGUACAUGAGGAGAAAAUGCCAAGAGUGCCGGCUCAAGAAAUGCCUCAGCGUUGGGAUGAGGCCGGAAUGUGUUGUCCCCGAAUACCAAUGUGCCAUUAAACGUGAAACCAAGAAAGCCCAGAAAGACAAAGACAAGCCGAACAGUACGACCCGCGACAGCGGUUCCGACAAAGAGGACAAGUCCAUGGGCAGCCCGUCCAACGGCUGCCAGCUGAAGCUCCUCAACAAGGGGCAGGAGGAGCUCAUCAGCAAGCUAGUCGUCUUCCAGGAGGAGUACGAAUCGCCCUCUGAGGAAGACUUCAAAAAAAUUACGGCCUUUCCUUUGGGUGACAGCGAAGAAGACUGUAUGAAGCGAUUCCAGCACAUAACUGAAAUUACCAUUUUGACCGUCCAACUCAUUGUUGAAUUCUCCAAGAGAGUUCCUGGUUUUGACACUAUUUCUCGAGAAGACCAGAUUACAUUAUUAAAAGCAUGUUCCAGCGAAGUGAUGAUGUUGAGGACAGCAAGAAAAUAUGACAUGAAGACAGAUUCCAUAGUUUUCGCAAAUAACCAGCCAUACACAAGAGAGAACUAUCGCAGUGCCUGCAUGGGAGACUCUGCGGACUCUAUUUUUCAUUUUUGUCGAACUAUGUGCAUUCUGAAAGUUGAUAAUGCGGAAUAUGCUCUACUAACAGCCAUCGUUAUUUUCUCCGAGCGGCCAUGCCUGCUUGAGCCAAAGAAAGUGGAGAAGAUCCAAGAAUUCUACAUAGAAACCCUCAGGUCCUACAUUGCCACCAACCGACCUCCAGGCAAAAAUUACUUUGCCAGGCUGCUCUCCACACUGGUCGAACUGCGCACCCUCGGCAACAUGAACUCCGAGCUGUGCUUUUCCCUCAAGGUCCAGAACAAAAAGCUUCCCCCCUUCCUCGAAGAGAUCUGGGACAUUCAGCAGUAAUACGACUCCCACGAGCGUCCAACCAUUCCAUUUUUUUUACAGUACCUGCAGCUCUUGGUGUGCCCAAAGAGGACUUUCUCCUCUGUCGCAUGCAAGUUUUAAUUUAAUUCAGUAGUUUAAAAGAGAAAAAUAAAAAGUGAACUAUUUUGGGUUGUGAUUAGCCGCCGCCGGCACGUUUCGAAGGAAGAAACGCACAAAAACGUUCGAAGAAUAAUUCUGUGGCCUCGGUGUUUCUCCAAGCAGGUUCAGUUGACCGACGCCUUCCUCUGGGAGACUGCAAUGCGAAGCUCUGAGAGUCGGACUCCCUUUUUGACUCACUCUGUGUGUGUGCAGCAAGGAUUCAUUCAUUCUGGGGCGGGAUUCAUGGUUUAUCAGUUCUUUACACAAUCGGGUUCGAGAACGAAUCCACCUUCCCUUGUAAUCGUGUUUGUAUAUGGUACCUCUCUCAUGUUAACGUUCUUCAGUCUUUGUUGUUGUUACAUUCAUUCACCAUCUUACCUUGUACGAUACCAUUUGCGUUGCUAGGAAACAUCUCUUCAUUGUGGACCCUGUUAAUUUACUUAGACUUAUUUAAAAUUGAUUGUCAACCUUCCAGAAGGCAGACCACCCCCCAAUUUCAUUUUUUAACGGUCAGUAAUUUAUGUGUGCCUACAUUUGUUAUCAUCACCAUUUCUUCAUUCUGACAUUCAUUUUGUUUUGCGUCUGCCAACCAUAAGGUUCCCAACAAAUGAAUUUGACUGCAUAUUUAAAAGGUUUUUAAUAAAUAUACAGAAUAUUCUAGGUGUAAAAUGGGACCAGGUCUUUUCCUGAAAAAAAUAAUAAUAAUAAUACAUUGUUCUGUAAAAGUAUAACAUUGUUGAUUAUUUGAAAAAAAAUUUGAUUGUUUUAUCCUGAAAUUUUAACAAUAUAUUGGUACUUCUACAUGAAAUGAAGUAAUUAUAAUCAAUAUCUUUCAAUUUGUAUAUACACCACAAAAUCAUCUUCAUGUUACCCAGUAUGUACAAAUGUAUUUACAUUAUACAAUAAUUGCAUUGAAUUACAGUACAAUCCAUGAUCGCUUACAUAAAAAUCACUCGUUAUAUUUCUUUGAUGUUUUAAUUUAGUUGUUUUUAAAAUCAUGCACAAAGUGUCAUUUUUAUCAUUCUUUAGGAUAAAAUGAUGUAGGAGAUCUUUUUGUUUGUUUUCAGUUGGAUAAUGCUUAGUAUUGGGUUUUAUUGGUAUAAUUUUUUUUUCUGGAUGCCUUACAACAGUAAUAAUAGAUGUACUAUAAAGAAAUUGAAAAAUUUCUAAACAUGUUGUAAAAUGGUAAAUUUUUGAGAGAUAUUAAAAUUAAUUAUAUAUUAUUAAAAAAAAUCUGCAAAUGAUUAUAAAUCAUACUUGAAGUUAUUUUUUUUAGUCCAUUGUGCAACCAUUUUACCAUUUUUCAAUGGGUGCUAGAGAUAUAAAUGUUCAUCUUUUCACACUUAGGUGCUUUAUGUGCUGUAGUUGAAUUUUUUACACCUAAACAGGGCUUGAAGUAAACUUGCAAAAUUUUAUCCAAAAUAAAUUAUACUUUUUCUUUAUAAAUCAGUUUUUGAAAUGUACCUGAAAUUAAAAUUUCUUCAUCUGUAACAUUUUAAAUAUUAUCUAUUAUGUAAAAAUGGAUGUUGUUACUCUUAUGCUCUAAAGUCGUUUUCUCGAACUUGAAGAAAAUUUUGUUAAAUGAAUCGGUGUUUUCUUUUGCCUGAUGUUAUUAUAGACUCUAAUGUUAAACUAAGAUAUUAAUACGAUAGUGGUCAGGCUUAAGUGAAUGGUGCCUUUAUUUUGAUGAUAUUUAUUUAUCAUUUUAUUAACUUUUAAUUGCAAUCAAGCUUAAGUUAUUUUAUAUAUUUAUUGUUUAAUUCAUAAAAUUUUUAUCUUUUCUCAAAAACUGCCCUCCCCCUUUAAAAAAAAGAUUUUUUUGGAUGCCAAUCAUUUUAUUAAAUAGCUAUUUUGUUAAUGUUUGCCCUUUUUUUUUAAUUAGACAUCAGAUAAGUGAAAAUAUCAUCAGAUAGAAGGCACCAGUACUGCCUAUAUAGCUUUAAACCCUGUUAAAAUAUCGUGCUAUGGGGCCUUAACUUUUUGCAGCACAAAAAUGAGAUAGUGUAAAUAAAUAAAUAAAAUUGCUACUCUGUGUGUAUGACUAGGUUAUACCUUCCUCUCUUUGGUAGAAAAUGCAGCUUUUUGCAUUUAGAGGUCUAGUACCGAGCUAGUGUGUUAAAUAAACCAAAUUUGCUUUAGCCUCUGUACUUAUGCAUGUUUCAUUGUUUGCAAAAAUGGUAAUUCUGUAUGAAAACGGGUGGGAGAUUUGUUCUGUUGAGUACUUAAAAGAAACCUCGUGAUGACUUUAAAAAAUGUUUUCGAAAAGCUGGUGGUUAUUUAUAUUUCUUGUAAUCUGAGGAAAUCAGACUUGGAAAAAAAAUUGACCAAAAUGAAUGAAUAAUAUUGUAAAUAUAUUGAUUUUUUUCAAAUUCUGAAUAGUGAUGUAAUUUUUCUGUUUAAUUUUGGAAAUCUACCUCAGUAAUUAUCAUUGUAAGAUAAUUAUUUUUUAAAAAAUUGCCUAAUUUCCUCAGAAUUAUCAUUUUGUGUGAUUUGUUAAUGAAAUGGAUGUUAAAAAGUAAAAGCAAUUUUAUAUUGUACGGGAAUUCCAAACAGGUCUUUGUAAAAUGAAUUUAUAUUAUGGUUUUGAAGUAAUGGUUUAUCAGGUGAAUCUGAUCAGGUGAUCUAGUAAAAUGUUUCUAUUUAAAUACAAUUGUGAAUAUGUAUAGAUAACCUUAUUUUGUUCAUGUGUCUUACAACUUAGCAAGUUUGCUGUUUAUUGUGAAAGACAUGGAAUGUGAAACUCUCUUGCUUUAAUAUUUUUUCAUUCUUCCUCGAGGCUUUUUAUGAUUAAUGAAUUUGCUUAAAUUUAAUUUCUUUCUGUAAUUUUUUCGUAUUUUUUUUAACUUUUAGGGUCUUAAGAAAUCAAAACUAAAUUUGUAAGAAUUAUAUCAGUAAUUUUCUUUCCUUCAAAAAAAUAAGUAAAAAUUAUUAUUUUUUAUUUACAGAUGCUAUAAUAAACUUUUAUUUUAUUCAUCAAAGUUAAAAUUAAAUUAUUUUAUAUAGCAAAAAUAUAUUUUUAAGUGGAAUAGCACACCAAGUUUACUAUUUUAAAAUCUGAACAAAAUUUAUCUAUUUACUCUUAUCCAAGUAAUUUUCCAAUUUUAAAAGAAAGGUGAAAAAAAUAAUAAUAUUUAAAGAAAUUAGACUUCAAUUUUCUAAGUUUUGAUAUAAUUUUCUCAUUUCUGGACAAAAUCAAAUACAUGUGGCAUUAUAAAUAUAUUUCUCAUUAUAUCAAUUUUCUCAGUGACUUAUAAAUUAAAAUACUUCUUGAUUAGUUUUAUAUUCCAUGUCCAAACAAGUUACAGUGGGGUUUCUGCAUCUAAAGAAAAAAAAUUCAGAAAAAAAAAUCUGAGUUUGGGGAUGGCUAAACACUUAUGGUAUAUUUUUCACUGUGAAACUGGAAUAUAUUUAUUACGUUACCUUUUGGUAGCUAUGAUGUGAUAUUUGUUAAUGGUAAGUGAUGCGCCUUACAAAGACUGUUAUAUGGUGUUGGUUGCUGUUUAUUUGUAAUAUAGCAUUUUUUGUAUAUGUCCUACUAAUGUUACUUUCUGCAUAAAAGAGACUUCCUGCCCCCCUCUUCUCCACACCAGGAUAUUAAGUUCGAUACUCACUUCUUCAAAAUGCUCAUUUAUUGUUGUUUUAAUUUAUGGACUGACAGAUCUAAACGUGUACAUACUCCGAACGAAAGUGUCCUUAACAGAUUUUAUGGAAGUUGAAUUCCACAACGCAAAAGAAAAAAACGCCAGGAAGCAUUGCACUGUGUGAUUCUCCCAGAUUUCUUGUUUCCUUUACGAAGUGGGGGGCUGUAUGGAAGUCGCUUGCUGUACAGUUGUACUGACAAAAGUGUGAGAAGAAGAAGAAAAAAUAAUAAAUGUCCAUCUGAAAACCUUGUUUUGUACUGUCGGUGCAUUCUGGUGGUGCACUUUUUAAGACAAGAAGAACCUAUUUUCCUGUGCUAAUCUGCUUUGUCACAGUUCCAUUCUUUUUACUCGACUGUUUAGCCAUCUGGACUGUACAGAUCACAGGAGCACUGCAAAAUACAGUUAACUACCACCCUGAGUGGACAUAGAUAUGGGAACGUGGGUCCGACGUGAUCCACACAGCAAUGCUUAUUGUACAGAAAUGGAUGGAUCUUACCAUGUCUAUAUUUUUAAAAUUAAAAUUGGUCGAAUUUACUAAAAUCUC